AGCCUUCAUAUUAGUUGCCUACAUUCCACAAUCCGAAUCACACUUGGAAGAUGCUCGCCCCGCAGCUACUGAUGCUCCUUGGCGCUCUGGCCCUGUCUGGGGUAGUCCGAGGGGGAGUCCAAGAGGUGCACAACGUGUAUGAGCUGUCGGGACUGGCCGCGCACAAGGAAAGAUUCUCCACGGAUGUGGCCCAGGACAAGUACACGCCCCCGGAGGAGAUGGAUCCGCAGUUCUGGUACGACCUGGCCAACGAGGAGAUCAACAAGCGGCUGGCGCUGCCACAGCUCGACAAGCUGAAGGCCAAGAAUGUGAUCAUGUUCCUGGGGGACGGCAUGCCGUUGGCCACAGUGACGGCGGCAAGGAUCCUGAAGGGUCAGCGCCAGGGCAAAACCGGCGAGGAGUCGUCGCUGAGCUUCGAGAAGUUCCCCCACACGGGCCUAAGUCGAACCUACUGCUCCAAUGCCCAAGUACCGGAUUCGGCCUGCACGGCCACUGCCUAUCUGUGUGGCGUCAAGACGAACAUCAUCAACAUCGGAGUCAGCGCCGCUGUCAACUUUAACAACUGCACUGCAAGCCAGGACCCAAGCAACCGCCUCACCUCCAUUGCUGAGUGGGCCCAGAACGCUGGCAAGGCCACGGGCAUCGUUACCACCACCACCCUGACGCAUGCCAGCCCCUCGGGGGCGUACGCCAAGACAGCCAACCGCAUGUGGGAGUGCGAUACGGACGUGACCAGCUAUGGAGUGGAUGCCAGCACCUGCAUCGACAUGGCCACCCAGCUGGUGACGCAGACGCCCGGCAAGAACUUUGACAUAAUGUUCGGCGGCGGCAUGGGCAAGUUCCUGCCCAAAACCAUCAAGGACAGCCACGGCAAGGCCGGCGAACGCUCCGACGGCGUGAAUCUCCUCUCCAAGUGGCAGAGCCAGCACGCGGGGGGUGUGCUGGUCAGCAAUCGCAAGCAGCUCCUCAGUGUCAAUGUCUCGGCGGUGGGAAACAUCAUCGGCCUGUUCCAGUCCCAGCUGAUGAAGUUCCACAUGGAUGCCGAUGCGACAUAUCAGCCCACACUGUCCGAGCUCACCGAAGUGACCAUCAAGAAGCUGAGCAAGAAUGCAAAUGGCUACUUUGCCUUUAUCGAAGGCGGACUCAUCGACUACGGCAAUCACUACACCCAGGCAGGCUAUGCGCUGGACGAGGCUCUGGAGUUUGAGAAGGCCAUUCAGCUGGCUCGCGACAUCACCGACAUAGAGGACACCCUAAUUGUGGUAACCGCUGACCAUGGACACGCGGUGAGCAUUGCCGGCUAUCCCGGACGCGGCACCAAUAUCCUGGGCAUCAACCAACACGACACCGAUCUCAAUGGCGUCAAGUAUUCUGUGCUGAACUAUGCGGCUGGUCCCAACCAAUACCUGGAUGAGAACGGUCAGCGCAUACCUCUGGACGGUCUGGUGGGAGACGAUGACUCGAUCACCCCCAGCUACAUUCCCAAGGAUCAGGGCGUUCACUCCGGCGAGGAUGUCGGCAUCUGGGCCUCCGGUCCCCAGAGCUAUCUCUUCACAGGCGUCAUGCAGCAGAGCACAAUUCCCCAUCUCAUGGCCUAUGCCUCCUGCAUUGGCAGUGGCCAAAAGAUCUGCGACAAGACAACAUAAUAAAUAAUAAAUAUCAAUAAAAUGA
Drosophila subobscura is the source of this 1671-nucleotide messenger RNA. RefSeq names its product membrane-bound alkaline phosphatase-like. The transcript has 3 exons. The record is from RefSeq and is a predicted model, not a curated record. Gene Ontology annotation, biological process: dephosphorylation. The coding region runs from base 51 to 1646 and encodes 531 amino acids. NCBI's taxonomy places the organism in Eukaryota, Metazoa, Arthropoda, Insecta, Diptera, Drosophilidae. Gene Ontology annotation, molecular function: alkaline phosphatase activity.